UGUUUUUUCUCCUUUUAAUUUAACUUCAAAUUCAUGCUCACGCCGACCAUCGUCGCCGCCUCAUAGACCAACUUUCCAUAGCUUCUCUCCCUCUCUCUCUCUCUCUCCUCGCUUCGCCCAUUGCCAAGUUCUCUUCUGCUGUUUUCCAGGUUACUACUACAAUGGCGGGCAGUGUUCUGGCACUUACAAAUGAUGCAAUCCUACCUGUCAGUGCUGUUUCUAAUGCAAUAAUAGAGCUUGGGGAUGAAGUGGUUGAAAUGCGUGAUCCUUUAAUUAUUACUCAAGUUUCUUUGUUAAGUCAGUUGCCAGUAAAAUCAUCUUCCAUCGACGUUGUUCUAUCUGUUUGUAGAUCGCUUGUUACUCCUAGUGACCAAUUGUUUAAAGAAAUGUUGAGAGUGUUGAAGCCUGGUGGAACAAUCCUUCUCUGCCAUUCUGAGUCAGCUACUGAGGACACAGAUAAAGUGACCUCUGCUCUUGAGCGCAAGCUACUAUUGGCUGGUUUUCUCGAGGCAAAUUCACUUCCACGAAAAUCAGUUUUGGCAUCUGAUGAGCUGUCAUUUCUGGUUAAGGCUAAGAAGCCUUCUUGGAACGUUGGUUCAUCCUUUGCCAUUAAGAGGGCUCCAAAAAGUUCACCAGUAGUUCAGAUUGAUGAUGAUUAUUCAGAUUUGAUUGAUGAGGAUAGCCUAUUAACUGAAGAGGAUUUGAAGAAACCCCAACUUCCACUGGUUGGAGAUUGUGAAGUUGGAGCUACAAAGAAAGCUUGUAAAAAUUGCACAUGUGGGAGAGCAGAAGCUGAGGAGAAAGUGGAAAAGUUAGGAUUGACUGAUGAUCUACUAAACAAUCCUCAAUCAGCCUGUGGCAGUUGUGGACUGGGAGAUGCUUUUCGGUGCAGUACAUGUCCAUACAAGGGUCUUCCUCCAUUCAAACUGGGCGAGAAGGUAGCAUUGUCUGGAAACUUUCUUGCAGCAGAUAUAUAGAGAUGGAGAAUUAUGCUUUUUGUCAUAGAGACGGAGUUUUCAAAUACUCACUCUACAACGGCUAUAGCUUAUUAUGCCUGCAUUCUUUUUGCAUGAUUUUCUACAUUUUCAUUGUCCACUUGUAUUGAAAGAUCAAAGUUCUUGAUUUUGUACUUGUUCUUGUUCUUAGUCCAAACUGUUAAAACUCCAGUUCAGUAGCUGUUCAUGUACAAGUUUCAGUGUGAUGCAUACAGACGUAUGAAAUACUAGUUUGAGUAACUUGUUGCUUUUGAGAAUUUCUUAGCUUUUGAGAAAAGUUUGGUAAAAUGUUGCUUUGUAGGCUGGUCACUUGGAACUUAAAUGCUCUCUGUUGUGUAGAAGUUUGAAUUAAUUUUUUUUAAAAAGUAUGCUUAUUUAGUAGGA
Humulus lupulus (European hop) is the source of this 1379-nucleotide messenger RNA. Its product is annotated as anamorsin homolog. The transcript is spliced from 8 exons. Gene Ontology annotation, molecular function: iron-sulfur cluster binding. Lineage: Eukaryota; Viridiplantae; Streptophyta; Magnoliopsida; Rosales; Cannabaceae. Gene Ontology annotation, biological process: iron-sulfur cluster assembly. The record is from RefSeq and is a predicted model, not a curated record. Gene Ontology annotation, cellular component: cytoplasm. The coding region runs from base 162 to 977 and encodes 271 amino acids.